CGAUUUCCAUUACACACUGAUUGCAGUAAAGGUCGAGUCGCCGAAACCAGAUAGAGAGAGAGAGAUCAUCACUAUUAUCUUCCCCCACCAUAAAUUCACACAAACAAACUGUAUCUCCGCUGAAUCUAUUCCAUUCUCUAAUCUGCUUUCUUUAUUCGAUAAAUCUUGGGUCCUAACUCUAACCCCAUUCAGAAAAAUCCUGACUUUGCCAUCCUUCCUUCCUUUCUACCCCUCUCUCAACUCUCCUAUAACUCAAUCUCCAUGUUUACCUGCCUAAUUUUGAUUCUAACGAUUAUCUGAUUACACCCUCUUUUAUUCCCCCCAAUCUUGAGCUUAAUUCUCCUGUUUCGCUUUGUGUUUUGUGCAUUGAAUGAUUAUCGACGAAAAACCCUUGCGUUGAAUUACCUUCCCCCAUCUGCUUCAAUGCAAGCCCUUGAUCUCCAGUGCAAUCCAGCCCUAGAUCCUCGCGCGCCCGAUCCAUUCGCCAUGUCCGACCAUUCCUCCCCAAAUCAUGGCUCCUCUCCAAUCCCCGAAAACGGGGAAACCCGCGCCGAAAAUAUAAUCAAGAGCGAGGCGAAGAAAGAGACCGAUGUCAAGUCUGAUACUGUUAAUGGGAGCAGUAACAGUGUAGCUUUUAGGAGGGAGAGGCCAGCUAGGGCGUGCACGCAGCGUGCGGCGGCGAGGAUGCAGGCCGCGGCCGAGGCGGAGGCUGCGGCGGCGGAGGCUGCUAGGAGGAGAAAGAAUGCACGGAGGAAGGAGAGGCUAGCUGCCAGGUUCUUGAAGGAAGUAUCCAUGGAGGAGGAGGAGAAAGAAGAGGAAGAUGAAGAUGGGUUUGAGGUGGAUACAAAUGGUGGUGUGGAGGAGAAUGGGGAGGGGGGUGAGUCUUCUUUAGCAAUAUCCAGGUUGCAGUACAGUAGAGUGGUUACGCCGCUGCUCGGAGAGCCUGAGCCGUCGCAGCUGCCGCGCUGGGGUAUUCGGUCCAUGUGGCAGUUGGCUUCAAUUCUCAAUUUUUUGAAUGUGUUUAGAGGCUUGUUGAAUAUUAAAGUCGAGUUUUCCGUGGAUGAGUUCGAGACGGCUUUGAUUUCGCCAAAUACUACUUUGGCUGAUAUUCACAUUCCCUUGCUAAAGGCAAUUCCUCCUGUUGCGAGAAUGGCACUUGGGCAUCCUACUUGGAUUACUGUAUUAUGCCGGAAAUUGAAAAAUUGGUGGCAUUGGGUUGCAGAAGGUGAUCUACCUAUAAUUGCAUCACAUGGGACUGAAGUUGAAGCUUACCAUGCACUUGAUCCUGGGGUGAGAGUGGUGAUUCUCAAGGCUUUAUGUGAUAUUCGCGUUGAGCAAGAAGACAUACGGAGCUAUAUAGACGGUUCAAUAAAGCAUGGUAUUCAGCUAUCAACAUUUCGGAAAGAACGACUUGGUGGUGAUUCCCACGGCGUUUCAUAUUGGUUCGAAGAUGAUCCCAUCGUUGGUCAUCGUCUAUAUCGGGAGAUUAGGAAAGUUGAGGUGAAGAAAGGCAAGGGAAGAAAUAUUCCCCCAAUUCCUCAUUCCUCGUAUCAAUGGGAAACAAUUGCCACUAACUUUGAUGAAUUCCUGACCGUUUCUGAAAAGCUCUUUUCAAGUAAGAAUCGAACUGAGGUUUCUGUUGGGAAGAAAUUAAAAAAUGACUUUCUUCCUGAAAUCGAGAAGGUCCAUAAGAAAAAGGAGAAACUUUUAAAGAAGCAACAUCGACAAGCGCUUAUGCUUGAUAACAUGAUGAAUGUUGACGGUCUGGCUACAGGACGGUCUCUCCGCGAUAGAAAACCAGUCACUUAUACUUUUGACGAUUACGACAGAUCAAUAAAUGAGGCUAUCAAGGUUACCAAGAAGAAACAGUCCUCUCCUGAUGUCUUUAAUGGAAGCGAUCCUCUUGUAAAACCUUCGACUUCUGCAAAUGGUAAGUGGGCUGGCCCUUCAGAGCAUUCUCAGCACCUCUCGUUUAGUGCGCCGUCUCCAAACUCGUCCGAGGAUGAUGAUUUAUACGACUAUCAGAAAACCGAGGAUUUGGAUCGCAGCAAUCGUCGUAGGCAGAGGCCACAGCGGUAUUCCGUUGCAGAGUUUGUUGAAGCUGUCUCCGACAACGAUGCAGAUUUCGACAGCGACGACGAUAUAGUCGGUGAAGUUGUUUAUCAUGAAGACUACCUCAGAAGACAGAAAAAGAGGAGGACGAGUAGCAGCUCAGAAGGCGAUGAAGAGUACAACUGGAAAGAAGAAAAUCCCGAAGAAGAGGAAGAGGAAGAGGAAGAAGACGACGACGACGACGAUACAAUGAGUACAAGCGAGGAUAGCGGCGAGCCGCGGCGAUCUAAAACAGUUGCAGGCCGCACGAGGCGGGAAACAAGGUCGAGAUUCGUCAACGAGCUCCAAUCCGGUCUCAGGCGCAGCAAAAGAGCAACUCGAAAUCACAUCAAUUUCAAGCAGUACGACGUGUUUGAAUCAGAUACCGAAUCGAUGAAGCCCGAGAAAUCGAACGAAUCUAGCGAGGAGCACUCUUAUGCAAGCGGUAACGCAGAUUUCUCGACAGGUAGCGAAGAUUCCGAGGAAAAAAACAACGAACCGGAUAUGCUUACCAAUGCACCUACUGAAGAGCAGCUUCCCGACGCAGUAGAUGGAGAGCAAACUGAUCCACCGGAACAAGCCAAUAACGUAGAUCGAGAAGAAGAGGAAGAAAACGUACAAAAACGAGGUUUUCUUGAUCUAAAUGAACUUGCUCCCGGUUCUGGAUUUGACGACGGUCCCUGAACUCUAAAAAAAAAAGUAAGGAUCAAAUUGCCUCCUCUUCCUCGAAAUUUAAGCUUCGUUCGUCAUUGUUGAUUUAGUUUUAUCGAUGUUUUCCAGUGAGCAGCAGCUUUAUGCUGAGAAAAUUAUGUAGGCGUAGGCGACUUUAUGCAGUGUUGGCUUGAUAGCGAAAGAGCUCGAAUGAUAUAUGGGAACUUAUCUUGAAAUGAGUUGUUACUCGACUGGUCGAUUUAUUGUACAAUAACUUGUUAACUGAUACUUGAAAUGGAAGGUUUUGUUUAGAUGAUGA
This is a messenger RNA of Andrographis paniculata, 3061 nucleotides long. Its product is annotated as DDT domain-containing protein DDR4-like. Bases 424 to 2775 code for a protein of 783 amino acids. Gene Ontology annotation, biological process: regulation of DNA-templated transcription. The transcript has 12 exons. NCBI's taxonomy places the organism in Eukaryota, Viridiplantae, Streptophyta, Magnoliopsida, Lamiales, Acanthaceae. Gene Ontology annotation, cellular component: RSF complex. The record is from RefSeq and is a predicted model, not a curated record.